This is a messenger RNA of Python bivittatus (Burmese python), 4826 nucleotides long. RefSeq names its product general transcription factor IIE subunit 2 (gene GTF2E2). NCBI's taxonomy places the organism in Eukaryota, Metazoa, Chordata, Lepidosauria, Squamata, Pythonidae. The record is from RefSeq and is a predicted model, not a curated record. Gene Ontology annotation, cellular component: transcription factor TFIIE complex. Gene Ontology annotation, biological process: transcription initiation at RNA polymerase II promoter. Gene Ontology annotation, molecular function: TFIIH-class transcription factor complex binding.
AAGUGAGCGGUGUGUAGUUCUGUGAGGGGAGGCCACGCGAUGGCCGAAGAUUUUUUCCCGUCAGCGUCACCGAACCCGAGAGUCUCUUGGUGGAAGCCCUGAUUAUAGACUUGAAAGGAUUCUCAUACGCUCCCGCUCCCUUGGCAGGAUGCCUCUCCUUAGAAAAUCCCCGACAGACGGUUACAACCUUACUCAAAUCUCUUUUGCGAAGGAGAAUUUCUUCCCUAGCCGAAUGGCUCUUUCUCCUGGGAAGUUCAGCCGGAAAUAAAUUUCCAUCCUUUGUUUUUUGUUCCAUCCCCUGGAGCAGCAAACGUAAUUAUGGAUCCAAACUUGUUACGAGAACGAGAACUUUUCAAGAAACGAGCACUCUGUACUCCUGCUGUAGAGAAACGUCCAGCCCCUUCUUCUGAUUCCUCAUCUUCUAAAAAGAAGAAAGCUAAAGUAGAACAGGGUGGUUCAUCAAGCUCAAAACCAAAUGCAGACCACAGCAAUGGAUCUUUUAAUCUGAAAGCUCUUUCUGGAGGCUCUGGCUACAAGUUUGGAGUUCUUGCAAAGAUAGUAAACUAUAUGAAGACACGACAUCAACGUGGAGACACCCACCCAUUAACUCUAGAAGAAAUAUUAGAUGAAACACAGCAUCUAGAUAUUGGACUGAAGCAGAAACAGUGGUUAAUGAGUGAGGCCCUUGUCAACAAUCCUAAAAUAGAAGUUAUAGAUGGGAAAUACGCUUUCAAGCCUAAGUAUAACUUAAAAGAUAAAAAGGCCCUGCUGAGGCUUUUGGAUAAGCAUGAUCAGCGAGGAUUAGGAGGAAUACUUUUGGAAGAUAUUGAGGAAGGGCUACCUAAUGCACAAAAAGCAAUUAAGGCUUUAGGAGACCAAAUCAUCUUUGUUACCCGUCCUGAUAAGAAGAAAAUUCUUUUCUACAAUGAUAAGAGCUGUCAAUUUACAGUGGAUGAAGAAUUUCAAAAACUUUGGAGGAGUGUUCCUGUGGAUUCCAUGGAUGAAGAGAAGAUAGAAGAAUAUCUGAAACGCCAGGGUAUUUCUUCCAUGCAAGACGUAGGCCCAAAGAAAAUAGUUCCUAUCCAGAAGAGGAAGAAGCCAGCUUCUCAGAAGAAACGAAGGUUCAAAACUCACAAUGACCAUUUGGCCGGUGUUUUGAAGGAUUAUUCUGAUGUAGUUCCUGGCAAAUGAAUUGGUCUUCUGAACUGAACUGUUACGAGUUUUGAUGUGGAUGCUUAGGACAGAUGUCCUUUGUAUAAUCUGAUGUGGUUCUUUCCUCUUCCACUUCAGCAGCAGAUGAAAAGUUACAACUUUUGAGAUCAAGAAUAAACUGUUCAUCAUAACACUUAUUUUACUGGUUAAUAUAAACUUGGAUCAGAGCCAUUCAUUAUCAGUAGACUUUUGAUAUUGGGGUGAAAUAUAUUUAGCAUGUAAUGCUGAGGUUCAUGUUCAUCAGUUAAAUUUUUUUUUAAAUUCUUUGGAGUUCUGUGGGAACUUUAUUCAGCUGGGGUUAACCUAGAUAAAACUGAGUUCUUUAUUGAUGUCAAGAAAACAUGUUUAUAAUAAAAUCAUUCAAGAAAGAUGAAGCUUUUUUCAUAGAUAUGUUUUCCUUGCUUAUUGACUGAAUAGCAGUAAAAGGCAAUACUCCAUUUAGAUAUAAAUAGACAGACAGACAAUAUUUUAGGUUGUAGUUUAAGAUGAGACCUUUAUUUAGAAAUGUAAACUCUUUCUUUUGUACUUAAUUUUUUUUUCACCAAGUGAUGUUUCUUGUAUUAUCCUGAAGAUUCCAUUUGAAUUUUCAAGAGUAUUUCAGUUGGUUGUUUCUGCAGGUACCAAUACCAUCAAGGGGUCAUGCAGUAUCUGCAAGAUUGUGUAAUUUGUGUUAACAUUCCAUUUGUGUCAGGAAUCUUUGAGCUGAAAUAUACCCCCAAAUAAAUGAUGAAACUCUUACAGGAAAACAUAAAGGAUUUGGAAUGGUCUUCACAGUCCCUGGAUAUUGAAAAUAUGUGGGGAACUCUCAAAGUGCAGUGCACGCAAGGAACCCAAUAUUUCUGAGUUGGAAGAGUUCUGCAAUGAAGAAUGGGGGGAAAUUCCAAAGGCAAGGCUAGAAAGACCCUUAGCUGGCUGUAGAAAAUGUCUGCCAAAGGAGGUAUUGCAAAGUACUGACUGAAAGAAUGUCCAAAUUUCUGCCCGUUAUGUUCACUGUUUUCUUACUUUGAAUCUGAAAACAACUGCACAUAGCUGUCCAUUCAAAUUUGUAGAGCACUGUUGUGUUUAGCUUUGUAUCGUGUAGAAAUUUUGCCAUCUUCCAUUCACUUAUGGAUUCAUUGAAAUCUACAAUUUGACCAAGGGUGCCUAAAUUUUGCACACACCUGUAUUUGUAUUGUUUGUGAUUUAUUUUAGAAUUAAAAAAAAAGAGAGACAAGCCUGCCUCUGCAUAUGUAGUGAUAGUGUGACCUUCCCCCAUAUGACUGCUGGCAGUGAUAAAGGAAAGAAAAGGGGAUGAGUUGGGGGAAGUGAAGGUAAGAAUAUAUUUCUUCCCAAUUAUUGGAAUAUAUAAUGGGGAAUGGGAUUUAGUAUGAAUAAAUUAUGUAUGGCACCCUGUUCUAGAGAAAAUAAAGAUAAUGAAACAAAACACUGGUGUUCUAGAAAUGGUAGUUGAUAAUGAUGCUGCUGUUAUUAAUCAGGUAGUAAGUGAGGACUGGCCAUGAGCUUCUCAAAUGUAAAGAGGAAAUUUGUAUUAAGCAUGCAUUCUCUUUUGGCUUUAAAGAUUAAACUGGGCAAGGAAACAACGACAAUGCUGCUUGAGCAUAGAUUGUCUACAGAUAGCCUCACUUAAAGGCUUGGCUUCACAAAUUGAGAGCAUAAUGUUUUAAUCUGGUUAGUUUGGUGAUAAAAAUACAGAUCUGUUGGAUGUUGCUGAGCAAAUUAGUAAGAGUAAUUUAAUUUCCUCUGCUAAUUAUAGUUUUAUGAAGUAAAAGAUGAAAAGAAAGAACUAGCAGGAUUUUGCAUGCUUGCCGGAGAGCACUGUCAUAAAACAGUUUGUAAUGCAUUUGAUCUAUAAUUCAUCACAAUCCUUCCAAGCUUUUAGAGAACAGAAAGAGAAAAGCAUGUGAAUUUGUAGAAACUGUGUAAGGAAUGCCCAUUUGGCUCUUCCUGUCACUUUCUGCAGGACUAGGCACUUGGUGGUAAGACACAAGGGAGAGACAUGCUUUCAGUACUGAUGAUGGAAAAAGAUUUGAAGGUAGCGAUAAUCACAGAGUGAUAGUAGCGACAUUGUUAUUUCCAGUUUGAGACUCAUGUUCAGGUAGUUGCAAAUGUGUUGGCUUGAAACUUUUACUGUCCUACUGCUCAGAGACCAAAAGAAGCAUAUCCUUGACUUGGUUAAAAUAGAUAUAUUUCACCACCAAGUACUUUAGAAUUCCUCUUCCUAUUACAGAGCCAGGUGGAAGAGGCUUAUAGCUUGUUUUCGGAAUUCAGAAAUAGGAAACUUCUAUUGUUAACAAUUACUAUAAUGCUUCAGUUAUUUUCCUUUAAAUAUGGUUGAUAUGUAUAAAAGAAAGGUUUAUUCCAGCAGCAGCUGAUCCCCAGCUUCUUCACCUGGCCAAGCUUCUAUAAAUUGUACUGAACUGAAAAUGGUCUGAGAGCCUUGCAAAUUAACCUACAAAUGUUCCUAGCUUUUGCAAAGAAGAAAGCAAAGAAGCAAAUAAUCUGUAUGGGGAAUUGGAAUAAGAACUCAGGAUGAAUCAGUUAUAUUUAUGCUUUCUGAUAUACUGUACAUAUAUACAUAUAUUUCUUUCUAUGCAUAGGUGCCCUUUUUGUAUCUUAUAGCAUCCUUAAGCAUAGGAUUUCAUUUCUUUGCCAAUCUGUGCCUGGUAAUGACUAAUUGGUAAUAGAGUCCAUGCCUUGAAAGGCAGGAUUCAAGGAUCUCUGCUGCCAUGCCUCCUUAUCUCUUCCCUAAUAAAUGCAGGGUUGGUUUGUUAGAACAACAGAGCCUUGGCUCAGUUCAAUAUCAAAACUACUAUGGGUUCUUUCUAAGAAUGCAUCUGUAAUGAUUUCACACCAUGAAGGAUACCCAUACGUGGUUAUUUGAUUCAUUAUCAGUUGUAAAGCAAUUCCUGUAUUUUGGAUCUUCUGUUAGUGUAUAUGCAUGAUCAAGCUGUCUUUGAUUAAAAUUUUCUAUAAGAUCUAUGUAACCUUGUGGCUCUUGCUCUUGACUUGUCUGAGUGCAAGAGAUCAGUGACUCCCAAAAGUUGCUAGCUUUGAAACUAAUAAACAAUAGUUUGGAUCCUCUCCAAUUAUUGAUUUUGGGCCACGUUUUCUGCCACAUUUUCUGGUAUGGUCAUCAGGAUGGGAUAAUUCAGCAUAGGGAGGGUGCUAUAAGAGAGAGGCCCCUUUUCCAUUGAGGAUGGGACUCUGGAAUGGCUCCCCAGCCCAGGACACUCCUAUCUGAACGUCUCUGAACUUCCUAACUUGAGAUGGUUGGGGUUUGUUUUUUGUUUUGUUUGGGUUUUCUUGUUUUCUGUUGAUUUACUCUGUAGGAGUCAGUUGCAGGAUUUGGGAGGAAAAGGUUGAGGACAAGCUCUGAGAGAGUGAACAGUGUGAUUUGUGGACUCUAUAGCUGUCAUGAGUCUGAGAAUUGGGUAGUGUUUAGGAGGUACCUGUGCCGACAUUGGUGGCUGUUACUGAGAUAUGUACACCUUUUUUCCAAUUUACUAUUGGAGAGGGAAGUAUAAAUGAAAAUAAGAACACUGGGUGGGGAUUAGGUAGGAAUAUUAACAUUGAUUUUCACAGGUUCUGGUUGGCUCAAAUGAGUACAAGUAAAU